Molecule: messenger RNA, 630 nt
Organism: Verticillium alfalfae VaMs.102
Lineage: Eukaryota; Fungi; Ascomycota; Sordariomycetes; Glomerellales; Plectosphaerellaceae
Product: CHD5 domain-containing protein
Exons: 3
Coding region: 1-630 (209 amino acids)
Biological process (GO): tail-anchored membrane protein insertion into ER membrane
Cellular component (GO): GET complex
Source: RefSeq, a predicted model, not a curated record
AUGCUCAUAAUAUUCGCCGUUGAGCUGUCGGUUCGUGUCAUCGACAGCAUUGGCGCAGCGACGAUCAACAACCUGCUAUGGACUCUUCUCAGCUACCUGCCCCUCGAAAGCUCCAGAGCGGCGACGAAGCAUAGACAACUGCAGACCGACUAUAUGAAGAUUCGCAAAGAAAUGAACGGCACCAGCAGUCAGGAUCAGUUUGCGAAGUGGGCAAAGCUUAGGCGAAACCAUGAUAAGAUGCUCGAGCAACUGGAAAGCAGCAAAAAGGCACAGGAGGCCUCGCGAUCCAAGUUCGACAGUUAUCUUACUGGCAUUCGCAUGCUUGUCACGCGAGUACCCCAAUACGCCUUACCAUUCUGGUAUGGCAAGCAGCCUAUGUUCUGGCUGCCAUACGGCUGGUUCCCGUACUACGCUGAGUGGCUUCUGUCCUUCCCCAAGGCCCCGAUCGGAAGCGUGAGCAUCGUCUCGUGGCAGCUGGCAUGCACAGGCAUGCUUGCCUUGAUCAGCGAGAUGAUUACAUCCCUCGUAGGGCUCGUCUUUACGAAAAGUCAGGCCAAGGCACAGCCUGCCCGGGUUCCUGUCCCAGCGACUGCUGAUGAUGACGGCUCUGGUGAAAAGAAGGAGCUGUGA